AUGGAUAAGGAGUGCGAGAAGGCGGCGAGAAUAUUGAGAAGCUUCUGCAAGGAUGGCAUUUACACCGACACCAACACGGCUCCACCCGUGGAGACAGCCGAUGGUAAAGCGAAGUCGAAACCCAAGUCGCGAACGCUUCUUACAAUCCCAUCGAAGGUCAUCAAUCGCGCCGUCGGUCUGGCGAUCUUCACCACGGCCCGUGCUGGCUUUCAUGUCACCGGCGCGACCGGAUCUGGUGUGUUGAUUGCCCGGAUGUCUGAUGGCAGCUGGUCACCUCCUUCGGGCAUCCAGGUGUACUCUGUCGGCGCAGGAUUUGUCAUGGGCAUUGAUAUUUAUGACUGCGUGGUGGUGAUCAACACAAAGGAGGCUCUAGAGGCCUUCACAAGAACCCGCAUGGCGCUGGGAUCGGAUCUGGCAGUUGUCGCCGGGCCAUGGGGUGCCGGUGGCAGCAUCGAAUUUGCCGCUCCAGCGUCAGAGGGCAAGGACAAGAGCAAAGCGUCUGCGGUCGAGGGUGGCGCACCAAGUGCCGCGGCUCCCCACCAAGGACAUCCGGUCGAGCCUGUUCCUCCUGGCGAAAAGCCCCCGUUAGCUACGGAUGUCCCAGUAGGCGGUCCCUUGCCCACCGUGAACGAGCCACAGGUUACGACUGGGCCUGAAACGACGACUACAAGCAAGACUAGCACUGCAGGCACGAGCAAGGAUCGCAAGCCUUCGCCAUUUCGACAAGCAAUCUCGAAGCCGGUAUAUUCCUACGUCAAGUCUCGCGGCUUCUAUGCCGGAGUUCAGGUUGAUGGUACAGUCGUGACGGAGAGGAAGGAUGCUAACGCAGCUUUCUAUGGCACUGCUAUCCCGGUCGACAAGAUCCUCAAAGGCGAAGUUCCUGCCCAGGGACCUGGCGGUAUGUGGCCCGCUGCGUCGAAGCAGCUUUUUGAUGUCGUGAGAGGCGCCGAGGGCUGGAGAGGCCAAAAUCAAGCCUCCACCGCGCCGGUCCCUCCCCCUGGAUCAGUUCAGGCUCCCGCGGGUCAGCACGCUUUUGCCCCUUCACCGGUAGCGGGAUAUUCGCAUCAACCUGAUCCAAGUGUCGCAGGAGCUACCGCUGGAGUACAACACAUAAACCUUGGCCCGUCAGGUAACAAGGCCGAUGAGGCUGCCGCUCAUCAGGAGCCUCCGCCACAGAGCGCAGCGCCGCCUUACAGUGAGCCUGCUCAUACCGAUGAACUGCCGCCUGCUUACGUCGAUGACGGUCAGGUUAGGCCUGGUGUUGGUGAUACAAAGGGGCAUCAGUAG
Messenger RNA from Phaeoacremonium minimum UCRPA7, 1287 nucleotides. RefSeq names its product putative duf500 domain protein. The record is from RefSeq and is a predicted model, not a curated record. Gene Ontology annotation, molecular function: phosphatidylinositol binding. The transcript has 2 exons. The coding region runs from base 1 to 1287 and encodes 428 amino acids. NCBI's taxonomy places the organism in Eukaryota, Fungi, Ascomycota, Sordariomycetes, Togniniales, Togniniaceae.